UGCCUUCCUCUUGCCGUUCUACUCUUCAGACUCCUCAGAGAAGUAGACUCACCUUCAUUGCUUAGACAUGGCAUACUGUGGACCAUCCUUUGCAGUCCCAUCCUGCGCCUCUGCUCCGACUGUUGGCUUUGGAUCAGCAGGUCUCGGCUACGGUGGCCUCCACUAUGGUGGCUCUGGCUUUGCCUCUGGGGGCCCAUCAUUUGCCGUUCCCUCUGUGGCCUCCAGCCCAGUUGUUGGCUUUGGAUCAGCAGGCCUUGGACACGGCUAUGCAUCCGGGGUGCCCUCCGCUAGCCUUGGCAUUCUUUCAGGCGUCAAUCCUUCCUGCAUCAACCAGAUCCCUCCAGCAGAAGUUUUGGUUCAGCCACCUCCCGUCGUCUUGACCCUCCCAGGACCCAUCCUCUCUGCUACUGGGGAACCAGUUUCUGUAGGAGGCAACACUCCAUGUGCUGUUAGUUAUGGAAGAAAUGUUAUUGGAGGUGGUGCUGGUGGUUUUGGAGGGGCUCUUGGAGGCCAUUUGGGGAGCUAUGGGGGCAGCAGAGGCAGUCUCAUUUGUGGGCCCAGAAGCAGUCUCAUCGGGGCGCGCAGAGGCAGCCUCAUCACGGGGCGUAGAGGAAGCUUCUCCCCUUGCUAG
This is a messenger RNA of Euleptes europaea (tarantolino), 631 nucleotides long. Its product is annotated as claw keratin-like. Bases 68 to 631 code for a protein of 187 amino acids. The transcript has 2 exons. The record is from RefSeq and is a predicted model, not a curated record. Gene Ontology annotation, molecular function: structural constituent of cytoskeleton. NCBI's taxonomy places the organism in Eukaryota, Metazoa, Chordata, Lepidosauria, Squamata, Sphaerodactylidae. Gene Ontology annotation, cellular component: intermediate filament.